UACAUCACUAGUUUGACAUUGAUUUUCUUUUAUAUUUCGAGUUGUAUUUUGUGCUGUUUUAUACGUCGGUUUUUCUAACUUUUUUUGGAGUAUCCUCUUUAAAAUAAGUAAAUAUUUUAUUAAUACAAUCUUCACUUUGUGUCUUUGAAGUAUCUUUGAAAAAAAAAAUUGAUUCUGGAAAAGCAAGCAAUCCAAGAUGAUUACAGAUAUGCAGUUAGCGAUCUUCUCUAAUAUUUUGGGCGUUUUCCUAUUUCUACUGGUUGUGGCUUAUCAUUACAUUACGGCCAACACAACAAAAAGUAUAACAAAGACAAAAUAAAUAUUUUUCAAUUACCAACUAUUCUAUUAUUAUAUACUUAAAUAUAAAUUAAUUCACGGUGUUUGGUCUGAUCCUUUAGCAUGACCAAAUGAGAAUUCCAUAUUUACGUUAGGGCUAUCUAGAGGAAUAUCCAUUGCUUCACUCAUCUCGGAAGAAGUUUUAGAUGAUCUUCCGCACAACUGCUCAAACCUGUAGUUCGCUAGAAAUUUGUGUGCAUUAAUACAGUGCUCUUUACGUGCCUGUGGCGUGAGCAUUUUUUGUUUACACUCCUGCAGGAAACAUGAAUACAUCGCUUCACCACGUUCUACACGAAUGGCGAAAUAAGAAUCGUGACGCUCCGAAAUAUGUAACUCAAGCAAAUAAGCAGUUGGCAAAUAUCGCCGGCAAAUAGAACAUAUGAAUCGAUGAACGAUUUUGAAAUGUGCUUGAUAACUAGAGAUAUCCUCAAAAUCAAGAGUACAACCAGGAAUAUUACAAAAGAAACUAAUCGGGUUUGUUGCCACAGGUUCUUCUUGCGGUUCAUUUGCGACCGCUAUAACACCAAGUUUUUUGUAUUUUGGUAUAUACAUUUCAUUAGCUGCAGAAAAGCAAAUAUCGUCCGGUGAUUUGUAGCCAAAGGGAAUAUUGUUUAACAAUUCUAUUAAUUCAGCAAUUGACAACAUCUUACUUGAUGAAGAUUUUAAUAAUGUAAAAUAAUGUUGCCAACUAAAUCACCUCCUAACAAAUCAA
This is a messenger RNA of Ceratitis capitata (Mediterranean fruit fly), 1048 nucleotides long. Its product is annotated as dolichyl-diphosphooligosaccharide--protein glycosyltransferase subunit 4. The coding region runs from base 197 to 319 and encodes 40 amino acids. Gene Ontology annotation, cellular component: oligosaccharyltransferase complex. NCBI's taxonomy places the organism in Eukaryota, Metazoa, Arthropoda, Insecta, Diptera, Tephritidae. The record is from RefSeq and is a predicted model, not a curated record. The transcript has 3 exons.